ACGAAUCAGAAAAUGUCAACCUCAACUGAGAAGGAUCAAUGUGAUCAUGGAACAAUGGACAUUAAAAUGGAAAAGAGGGGAGAACCACGGGAGAAAGGAUCUACGAAACCUAAAGUUCUCUACUACAAAAGCAAUCCCAAUUUUGCUGUCAUUAUUCCAAGCAAUGAAUCUACGGGAGAACCAGUCUUCACAGCUUUCCUUUCUGUCUUAUUAAAAGAAAAAAGUCAUCAAACGAAAGAUAUAGAAGACUUAGAAAAAGGAAUUCUUUGUUUUGUUGUAUGUUGUCUAUUAUCUAGAUUAGAGGCGGACGUUACAGCAGUGUGGGAAAAAUGGAAAACAUUCAACAAAGAAGAUUCAAAAACAAUGUUUGUCGUACUUAAACCCAAGGACAAAGAUAUAACUGUAGAAAACAUUACAUCGAUACUUUCAAACGUAAUUGACAACCACGUUUCAACUACUGUUAUACACUUCAAAGAUAAUAACGAAAUUCCCAAAAAAAUUAAUCAAAAUGCAAAACAAGACAUCGGAAAAUUUUUGAACAAGAGAAUUUGCUCUAAUUGUUGCUGUUUUUAA
Saccostrea cuccullata (small rock oyster) is the source of this 573-nucleotide messenger RNA. RefSeq lists its product as uncharacterized. Bases 13 to 573 code for a protein of 186 amino acids. The transcript has 4 exons. The record is from RefSeq and is a predicted model, not a curated record. NCBI's taxonomy places the organism in Eukaryota, Metazoa, Mollusca, Bivalvia, Ostreida, Ostreidae.